Messenger RNA from Tarenaya hassleriana, 1276 nucleotides. RefSeq lists its product as uncharacterized. The coding region runs from base 96 to 1220 and encodes 374 amino acids. The record is from RefSeq and is a predicted model, not a curated record. Gene Ontology annotation, cellular component: chloroplast. The transcript is spliced from 4 exons. Lineage: Eukaryota; Viridiplantae; Streptophyta; Magnoliopsida; Brassicales; Cleomaceae.
AAAGUCUCUCCCUUUGAAUUUUGAUUCAUCGUCGUCUUCUCUCUCGCCAUCAGAUCCUAAAAAAUCCCUAGUUUUUUCACGUUUGUCGUUCAUCAAUGGCUGCUUCAGUUGCAUUCUCCAUUUCAUCUCAACCUUCUGUUGUUUUUUCCUGCAAAAUUAGUAGACCAUCUUUCUGGGUUUCCUCCAAAUGUUCCAAACCUGUCUCCCUUAGUGCCUCCGCGUUUUCCGUCGACAAGCCCUCGAUUUCUGUCUCCGAGGAAUCCCCACUUCGGACAAAGACAAGCAAGUGGCAGUGGAAGUUCAAGGAAAACUCUAUCAACAUUUAUUAUGAAGAACAUGAGAAAGAGGGAUCCGAAUCAUCCAAGAAUAUCCUCAUGAUACCAACGAUAUCGGAUGUUAGCACGGUCGAGGAGUGGAGAUCUGUGGCUAGGGACAUUGUACAGCGUGACGGGGGAUUCAACUGGCGGGCAACUAUUGUAGAUUGGCCUGGUCUCGGAUUUUCCGAUAGGCCAAAGAUGGAUUAUGAUGCAGAUGUCAUGGAGAAGUUUGUGGUUGACUUCGUCAAUUCGCCUGAGAGCCCAGUAGCCCAGGCAGGCAAUGACUUGGCAAUCAUCGGGGGAGGGCAUGCAGCAACUCUAGCUGUUCGUGCUACCAAACGUGGGCUACUAAAACCAUCAGCCAUUGCCGCUGUUGCACCUACUUGGGCUGGACCGCUUCCUAUCGUUUUUGGCCGAGACGAUAGCAUGGAAACAAGGUACGGUCUCCUGAGAGGAACCCUAAGGGCUCCGGGGGUCGGAUGGAUGAUGUACAACAUGCUUGUAAGCAACGAGAAAUCGAUACAGUCUCAAUACAAAUCCCACGUUUAUGCGGACCCUAGCAACGUCACAGACCGCAUAAUCCAAAGCAGAUACGAUCUGACGAAGCGAAAGGGCGCCCGGUAUGUCCCUGCGGCUUUCUUGACGGGCCUUCUCGACCCCGUUUCGUCCCGGGAAGAGUUCCUUCAGAUUUUUGCCGAGUUGGAAGGUAAAUUACCGGUUCUUGUCAUGUCGACGGAAGGAUCUCCGAGGAGAUCAAAGGCGGAGAUGGAGGCACUCAGAGGGGCCACAGGAGUGAGUAAAUUUGUGGAAGUUGAAGGUGCUCUCUUACCUCAAGAAGAGUAUCCUUCCAUUGUCGCCCAAGAGCUUUACAACUUCCUGCAAGAGAGUCUUGGUCCUAAGUAAAUUGGAGCCACUAUUUACCAUUACCAAUGCCAAUAUACAGGGUUAUUUUAAUUUCU